ACAGACAAUAUGAAAAAAGUAAAUAAUUAUUUCGGAAGGGAACAGAGGAAGAUGAACUGAGGAAGGAACUAGAAGAACAAGAGAAGAAGCACAAAAAAGAAAAAAAAAAGAGUGAUGGAAACAGCUGUCUUUAUGAGGCGAAGCAAGAGCCUCCUCUGUGUUUCUAAAUAAAACUCUCUCUCUCUCUCUCCUUUCCUCUUCUCACUUAAAAAUCGACACUUUGAGCGCACACACACACAAAAAAACAUUGGAAAGACGAUAAUGGAUUCUCUGCAGCUGCUGGAUAAGCGUCUGGACACGACGGAGCAAGUGGUGGAAGAAAUCAUGAGAAUCCACAGAUCUCUCCCGCCGAGACCAGGACUCGACGAGGUCGAAGCCGCGAGGUCUCUGAUACAGAACGUGGAGAAGGAAGACCAGGCCUGGCUAGAAGCCAUCGAUAACCAGAGGAAACCCUCCUCCUCCGACGUUGUCCCCGGCGAGCUCUUCGCCGUGCUGCAGGAGAUGAAGAAAGGUCUCGUUCGGUUCCGAAGCAAAGAGCAGAUAAGAGAAGCCGCCAAGCUCCUCGAUCUGGAAACCGUUCACUCUCUCUUCGACGAUUUCAUCCAGAGAGCUUCUGAUUGCAUUAAUAAUGCUUCUCCUUCUCCUUCCUCUAACGGCGUCUCUGCUCCUCCGUCUUCUCGUCCUCCUCCUCCGACGACGGUUCCGUCGAGCUUGUAUUUCUCGGAGAAGACGCCUGCUCGUCCAAAGGAGAUGGUUUCGCGAGACGAUAGCUUCGUGAGUACAGCUAAACCUUCUCUCUACGGUGAUGGUUUCGUAGCUCCUCCUCGAGCACCACAGCAGAUUGUGGAUUCAACGCUCGUCCCCGGAAAAUUCGCCGGCAAUGAAGGAGAGAAGCUGAGUUUGAUAAAGCUUGCUAGUUUGAUCGAGGUAUCAGCCAAGAAAGCUACCAAAGAGCUGAAUCUACAGAACAAGCUAUCUCCACAAGUCGAGUGGCUUCCAGAUUCUAUCGGCAAGUUAUCCACUCUAACAUCGCUCGACUUGUCUGAAAACCACAUCGUGGUGUUACCAAACACCAUAGGAGGGCUAGCUUCUCUGACAAACCUCGAUUUGCGUUCCAACAGAAUCAAUCAGCUCCCCGAGUCUAUCGGGGAGCUGAUCAACUUGGUUCACCUCAACCUCAGCGGCAACCAGCUAUCAUCUUUGCCUUCUUCCUUCAGCAGGUUGCUGCAGCUCGAGGAGCUUAACUUGAGCUGCAACAACCUCCCUGUCCUCCCCGAGUCCAUCGGCUCGCUCGCCAACCUAAAGAAGCUCGACGUGGAGACGAACGAUAUCGAAGAGAUCCCAUACUCCAUCGGUGGAUGCUCUUCCCUCAAAGAGCUCCGUGCGGAUUACAACAAGCUCAAGGCUCUCCCCGAAGCCAUCGGGAAGAUCACCACGCUGGAGAUCUUGUCAGUUCGUUACAACAAUAUCAGACAGUUGCCGACCACGAUGUCUUCUCUGUCUAGCCUCAGAGAGCUGGACGCGAGUUUCAACGAGCUCGAAUCCGUCCCGGAGAGCUUGUGUUUCGCCACGACGCUCGUGAAGCUGAACGUGGGGAACAACUUCGCCGAUAUGGUGUCGCUGCCGAGGUCGUUAGGCAACCUCGAGAUGCUCGAGGAGCUUGAUAUAAGCAAUAACCAGAUCCGUGUGCUUCCGGAGUCGUUUAGGAUGCUCACGAAGCUGCGUGUGUUUCGUGCUCAGGAGAAUCCGCUUCAAGUUCCUCCUCGUGAUGUAGCCGAGAAGGGCCCUCAGGCGGUUGUUCAGUACAUGAACGAUCUCGUGGAAGCGAGAAACAACAGCAACGCGAAAUCGCUGGUGGUUAAGCCGAAGAAGAGCUGGGUCCAGAUGUGCUUCUUCUCCAACAAGUCCAACAAGAAAAAACAGAGCUCCAUGGAGAUUGUUUAAAACACACACACUUGCUGACCCGACCCAUUUUCAGGUAAUUCCGGUAAAAUACUAUUUGACAAAUCCACACGACAAUAUGCAAAGAGGGGGAGAAAGAAGAGGAGCGCUUUUGUUUCACUUAAUUCAUUCUUUGUUUUGUAAUGUUUCUUUUGACUACUGUUCAUUUGUGCGCAUCAUUGUUUCAUUCAUGUCUCUCUCCACAUAAAAUCUGUUCUUGCUGCUUUUUAUGGUUUAUGAUGACUGAACUGUAGAGCCGAUACCAAAACAGAAUCGAAUCACCUUUUGUGUGCAGUCUAUCGCUUUUUUUUUGUUUUUGUUUUGUCAAUCUGUAACCGUCACGAGACAUUGUCUUUCUUUCAUGUGAGUUAUCAUUUCAUUUAUCCACGUCACAUGUGAACCAAUGAAUGAAGCACAGGUUUUCUUCA
Raphanus sativus (radish) is the source of this 2369-nucleotide messenger RNA. RefSeq names its product plant intracellular Ras-group-related LRR protein 4. NCBI's taxonomy places the organism in Eukaryota, Viridiplantae, Streptophyta, Magnoliopsida, Brassicales, Brassicaceae. Gene Ontology annotation, molecular function: protein binding. Bases 262 to 1944 code for a protein of 560 amino acids. The record is from RefSeq and is a predicted model, not a curated record. The transcript has 3 exons.